CAAGCAACUGCAAUGGGCAGGAGAAGGUAGAAAGGAGGUUCCAGAUCAAGUAUUCUAUGAAGAUUUAUAACUACAACUACCUGAUGCCCACAGCUAUUCUGUUGGUACUCCUUUGUACAAAAAUGCUGUCAAUAAAGGAUGUGUUCAGGCAACGAGUACUAAUGUGCAAAUUGAAGUAUGAAGCUCAGGUAAAAUUUACAGAAAGAUUCAGGACACUAAGAAUAAGCCGGUUCUUCCAGACUCUGAAGUUCUAA
Molecule: messenger RNA, 254 nt
Organism: Eurypyga helias (sunbittern)
Lineage: Eukaryota; Metazoa; Chordata; Aves; Eurypygiformes; Eurypygidae
Gene: RPL27
Product: ribosomal protein L27
Exons: 1
Biological process (GO): translation
Cellular component (GO): ribosome
Molecular function (GO): structural constituent of ribosome
Source: RefSeq, a predicted model, not a curated record